AUGGGGAACCGCAGCGCUGCAGACGCGGGUGGGCUGCUGGCCGGGCGUGGGCCGGACGCAGGGGCCCCGGGCGCGGGACUUGGGGUGGCGGGCUCGGCGGUGCUGGCGGGGGGCGUGCUGCUGAUAGGUGCGGUGCUGGCGGGGAACUCGCUCGUGUGCGUGAGCGUGGCCUCGGAGCGCGCUCUGCAGACGCCCACCAACUACUUCAUCGUGAGCCUGGCGGCCGCGGACCUCCUCCUCGCCCUGCUGGUGCUGCCGCUCUUUGUCUACUCCGAGGUGCAGGACGGCACGUGGCUGUUCAGCCCCCGCCUCUGCGACGCGCUCAUGGCCAUGGACGUUAUGCUGUGCACCGCCUCCAUCUUCAACCUGUGCGCCAUCAGCGUGGACAGGUUCGUGGCGGUGGCGGUGCCGCUGCGCUACAACCGGCAGGGUCGGCGCCAGCUGCUGCUCAUCGGCGCCACGUGGCUGCUGUCGGCCGCGGUGGCGGCGCCCGUGCUCUGCGGCCUCAACGAUGUGCGCGGCCGUGAUCCGGCCGUGUGCCGCCUGGAGGACCGCGACUACGUGGUCUACUCGUCCGUGUGCUCCUUCUUCCUGCCCUGUCCGCUUAUGCUGCUGCUCUACUGGGCCACGUUCCGCGGCCUGCGGCGCUGGGGGGCCACGCGGCGUGCCAAGCUGCAUGGUCGUGCGCCCCGCCGGCCCAGCGGUCCGGGCCCGCCCAGCCCCGGCUGCCCCGACUGUCCACUCCCCUCGCCGCACCUUCCCCAGAGCCCCGGCUGCCCCGACUGUCCACUCCCCUCGCCGCACCUCCCCCAGAGCCCCGGCUGCCCGGAUUGUCCACUCCCCUCGCCGCACCUCCCCCAGAGCCCCGGCUGCCCCGACUGUCCACUCCCCUCGCCGCACCUUCCCCAGAGCCCCGGCUGCCCCGACUGUCCACUCCCCUCGCCGCACCUCCCCCAGAGCCCCGGCUGCCCGGAUUGUCCACUUCCCCCACAGGGUCCCCCCCAGAGCCCCUGUGGCCUGGACUGUCCAUUCCCCACGCGGGGCCUCCCCCAGAGCUCCUGCUGCCCCCACUGCUCGUCCCCCGACGAUGCUAUCCCCGAGGCCCUCCCACGGCCCCCGACACCUGCCCGCAGGAGGACGCGCGCCAAGAUCACAGGCAGGGAGCGCAAGGCCAUGAGAGUCCUGCCGGUGGUAGUCGGGGCCUUCCUGGUGUGCUGGACGCCCUUCUUCGUGGUGCACAUCACCCGGGCGCUGUGUCCGGCCUGCUUCAUGCCCCCGCGCCUGGUCAGCGCCGUCACCUGGCUGGGCUAUGUCAACAGCGCUCUCAAUCCUGUCAUCUACACCGUGUUCAACGCGGAGUUCCGCAACGUCUUCCGAAAGGCCCGGCGCCUCUGCUGCUGCUGA
Molecule: messenger RNA, 1404 nt
Organism: Castor canadensis (American beaver)
Lineage: Eukaryota; Metazoa; Chordata; Mammalia; Rodentia; Castoridae
Source: RefSeq, a predicted model, not a curated record